Molecule: messenger RNA, 1100 nt
Organism: Apaloderma vittatum (bar-tailed trogon)
Lineage: Eukaryota; Metazoa; Chordata; Aves; Trogoniformes; Trogonidae
Gene: DDOST
Product: dolichyl-diphosphooligosaccharide--protein glycosyltransferase subunit (non-catalytic)
Exons: 10
Cellular component (GO): endoplasmic reticulum membrane; oligosaccharyltransferase complex
Source: RefSeq, a predicted model, not a curated record
ACAGGGGCUUCGAUCUCACUUUCCGGACAGCGGAUGAUGCUGGGCUGUCACUGAUCAAAUAUGGAGAGUUUCUGUAUGACAACUUGAUCAUCUUCUCGCCCUCCAUAGAAGAUUUUGGUGGAAACAUCAAUGUGGAGACUAUUACUGCCUUCAUUGACGGUGGCGGCAGCGUCCUUGUGGCCGCAAGCUCAGACAUUGGGGACCCGCUGCGAGAGCUGGGCAGCGAGUGUGGGAUCGAGUUUGAUGAGGAGAGGACGGCUGUCAUCGACCACCACAACUAUGAUAUAUCCGACCCUGGGCAGCACACGCUCAUCGUGGCAGACACUGAGAAUCUCCUGAAGGCCCCCACCAUCGUGGGGAAGGCGGCACUGAACCCCAUCCUUUUCCGAGGAGUUGGGAUGGUGGCUGAUCCCGACAACCCGCUGGUGCUGGAUAUCCUGACUGGCUCCUCGACCUCUUACUCCUUCUUCCCAGAUAAGCCCAUUACUCAGUACCCGCACGCGGUGGGGAAGAACACCCUUCUGAUCGCGGGACUCCAAGCCCGGAACAACGCCCGCGUUGUUUUCAGCGGCUCCUUGGAUUUCUUCAGCGACGCCUUCUUCAAUUCCGCCGUGCAGAAAGCUACCCCCGGCUCCAAGAGGUACUCACAGACGGGGAAUUACGAGCUGGCUGUUGCCUUGUCCCGCUGGGUGUUCAAGGAGGAGGGUGUGCUGCGUGUUGGAGCCGUGUCCCACCACCGCGUGGGGGAACUCGCGCCUCCCAACGCCUACACCGUCACCGACCUUGUGGAGUACAGCAUUGUGAUCGAGAAGCUUUCUGACGGCAAGUGGGUCCCCUUCGACGGAGACGAUAUUCAGCUGGAGUUCGUCCGCAUCGAUCCCUUCGUGCGGACCUUCCUGAAGAGGAACGGCGGCAAAUACAGCGUGCAGUUCAAGCUGCCGGACGUCUACGGAGUGUUUCAGUUUAAAGUGGAUUACAACCGGCUGGGUUACACCCACCUCUACUCCUCUACCCAGCCGGUCGACGUCUCCAUGCGGGUGUGCCUCUUCAUGUUCAGCAUCGUCUUCCUGCACAUGAAGGAGAAGGAGAAAUCCGACUGA